Molecule: messenger RNA, 1032 nt
Organism: Ostreobium quekettii
Lineage: Eukaryota; Viridiplantae; Chlorophyta; Ulvophyceae; Bryopsidales; Ostreobiaceae
Source: the annotation of a GenBank genome assembly
AUGGAUGCGACCGAGCAGGAGGUGGCGUCGGGCGAGGUGCCGGGAGCGAGAGCCGACGCGGCCCCGGGAGUUGUCCAGCCGGUUCCAGACGAUGGUACUCUGGGUCGCAGCCAAAUGGAAGGCAGUGUGGACCCACAAUUGGUCUCUGGUCUGGGCAAAACGCCACAGCAGAUUGCUGCUUCACUGCUGGAGCGGUCUGAGCACCAAAGGGUUGUCCUGGCCACCCGAAUUGAACCUGCGGUGUAUGCAGCCGUCCGCAAACUGGUCCCAGGAGUGGAGUACCAUGGUGGUGCGAAAAUCCUGACACUGCGUGUUCCCAAGGAACUGCCCCGGAAUGAGCUGCAUAGGCUGCCAGGGUCAGUGGCGAUCGUGACGUGUGGGACAGCAGACCUCACUGUCGCCGAGGAGUGCAGGCUUGUGGCAGAACACAUGGGCUGCUACGUCUACAAGAUCACAGAACUGGAAGUUCAAGACUUUCAAAAACUGUUGUCCAAUGCGGAAGCCAUCCAAGCAGCGUCUGUCGUGGUGGUUGUGGCUGGGACAGAUGCUGCGCUACCAAGUGUGGUUGCUGGGCUUGUGGAAGUGCCCGUGGUGGUUGUUCCAACGAGUGCUGGGCAUGCGACGACCAUGGGAGGGGUGGUUACUCUUCUUGCCAACCUCAACAGUGCCUGUCCAGGAAUGAGUGUUGUGAAUGUGGACAAUGGAAUCGGGGCAGCCAUGGCAGCUGCUCGGAUGUUGAAGACAGCAGACAAAAUCAUUGCCCAGAAAUCGCAGCAGGCAUUGAUGGCAGCAACCACUGGCAACAAAGGGCACUUCGAGCAAAAUGGGAAUGGGCACAAGCCAGCUGCAGGGGAUGUCGUUCAGGGGAAUGGCAGUGGUGCGGCCAUGAAUAGUGGGGUGAAUGAUGGCAUGGACGGAAAAAUGGGAGGCAGGAUUGGAAAGCCUUUGUUGGGGCUGUUGAUUUUCCAAACUGUGCCCUUGCUUCCCAAGUUGGUCCCACUUGGCAUCGGCGCCUCUGUGACAUUGACGUAG